Molecule: messenger RNA, 3236 nt
Organism: Diospyros lotus (date-plum)
Lineage: Eukaryota; Viridiplantae; Streptophyta; Magnoliopsida; Ericales; Ebenaceae
Product: glutamate receptor 3.6-like
Exons: 7
Coding region: 219-3053 (944 amino acids)
Cellular component (GO): plasma membrane
Molecular function (GO): glutamate-gated receptor activity
Source: RefSeq, a predicted model, not a curated record
UUUCUUCAAUCCUCCAUAGAUUUCUCUCCCUCUUCUAGUCUCUUCUUGCUCCAUGUUAUUUUUUUUUUCCAUCAACUGUGUUCUUUAAAUCAUUAGAUGCAAAUAAGAUGAACCUCUUUCACACCCAAGGUGCUCAUGCUAUGAGUGACAGUUCUUCUCUUGCAACUUCGAUAGAGCAUUAUGGGCUUCACGUUAUAGAUUGAAAUUUGGGGUUUGCAAUGAGACAAUUGGCCGUGAAUCCAAUUUGGGUGCUGGUAUUACUGGCUUUCAACAAUGGACAUUUUCCAAAUGGAGUUGGUGCUGACACUUACAAAAGGCCUGAAGUAGUAAACAUUGGCUCUAUAUCCUCUUUUAAUUCUGAAAUCGGCAAAGUUGCAAAGGUUGCCUUACGAGCAGCGAUUGAAGACGUGAAUUCUGAUCCAGGAAUUCUUCGAGGAACCAAGCUGGUGUUGACAAUGCAUGAUUCCAAUUUUAGUGGGUUUCUGGGCAUGGUCGAGGCUUUACAGUUCAUGGAGAGUGAUGCAGUGGCCAUUAUUGGCCCCCAAUCUUCUGUUGUAGCUCAUGUGAUUGGACACAUAGCAAACGAACUCCAAGUGCCACUAUUAUCCUUUGCAGCAACAGACCCGACCUUGUCUUCUCUUGAGUACCCAUACUUCGUGAGAACAACAUGUAGUGAUUUAUUUCAGAUGGCUGCAAUUGCAGAAUUGGUUGAGUACUAUGGAUGGAGAAAAGUAAUUUCAAUUUAUGUGGAUGAUGAUUAUGGGAGGAACGGGAUAGCUGCAUUAUCAGAUCAACUGGCAACAAAAAGGUGUGGGAUCUCUUUCAAAGCACCUUUGACCCCUGAAGCUACCCGAACUGAGAUCACAGAUGUGUUGGUUAAGGUGGCUUUGGCAGAAUCUAGGAUUCUUGUUCUUCACACGUAUCCUGAUCAGGGUCUAGAAGUUCUUUCCGUGGCACAAUUUCUUGGUAUGACAAGCACUGGAUAUGUCUGGAUAGCUACGAAUUGGCUCUCCACCGUCCUGGACACUAAUUCUCCUCUGCCGUCUGAGACCAUAGAAACUAUCCAAGGACUUCUUACACUGCGGGCAUACACACCAGAUUCACAACUAAAAAGAAACUUUGUGUCUAGGUGGAAAAACUUGACAGCUAACCAAACAACUAAUGGUCCCUUUGGGUUGAAUACUUACGGCCUAUAUGCCUACGACACUGUUUGGACACUUGCCCGUGCAAUUGAUGCUUUUUUCAAUAGAGGAGGAAAUAUUUCCUUUUCUAAUGAUUCCAGGUUAAGUGAAUCAGAUGGUGGGAGUUUGAAUCUAAAUGCUAUGAGCAUUUUUGAUGGAGGAAAAAUGUUGCUUGACAGCAUUUUACAAGUCAAUUUGACUGGCUUAACAGGGCCUAUUAGGUUUGAUUUGGACAGAUCCCCAAUCCAUCCUGCAUAUGAAGUCAUUAAUGUGGUUGGCUGGAGUAGAAGAAUUGGUUAUUGGUCUAAUUAUUCCGGGUUCUCUAUUGUACCUCCAGAGAUGCUCUAUACAAGGCCACCUAACCGUUCCAGUGUGAAUCAACACCUCCGUAAUGUGCUCUGGCCUGGACUAACACCCCUGAAACCUCGUGGGUGGGUUUUUCCAAAUAAUGGAAAGCUAUUGAAAAUUGGUGUCCCAAACCGAGUCAGUUAUCGUGAAUUCGUAGCCCAAGUGCCUGGCACUGAUAUGUUUAAAGGGUACUGCAUAGAUGUUUUCUUUGCUGCCCUCAACUUGCUGCCGUACGCUGUCCCAUUUAAGUUAAUGCCUUUUGGAGAUGGCCGUAACAACCCCAGCGGCACUGAGCUUGUGCGCUUAAUCACAGCUGGUGUCUAUGAUGCUGCAAUAGGUGACAUUGCAAUCAUUACUAACCGAACAAAGAUGGUGGAUUUUACCCAGCCAUAUGUUGAGUCAGGGCUAGCUGUGGUGGCACCAGUUUGGAAGUCAAACAAUAGUGCUUGGUCUUUCUUGAGGCCCUUUUCUUGGGAAAUGUGGAGUGUAACAGCCGCUUUUUUCCUAUUUGUGGGAGUAGUUGUUUGGAUUUUGGAGCAUAGGAUUAACGAUGACUUUCGUGGCUCUCCUAGGAGACAAAUCGUUACUGUUCUAUGGUUUAGCUUAUCGACCUUGUUCUUUGCCCAUAGAGAAAACACAGCCAGCGCUCUUGGUCGCCUGGUGCUUAUCAUAUGGCUAUUUGUGGUUCUAAUCAUCAAUUCCAGUUACACUGCGAGUCUGACCUCAAUUCUCACAGUCCAGCAGCUUUCUUCACCCAUUAAAGGGAUUGAGACUUUGAUGUUGAGCCAUGACCGCAUUGGCUACCAAGAGGGUUCAUUUGUGCGAAAUUACCUGCAUGAGGAACUCGGCAUUCAUGCUGAGAGACUUAUACCUCUUCAUUCACCAGAUGACUUUGCUGAAGCCUUAAAGAAGGGUACCAAGAAUGGUGGAGUCGCAGCAGUCGUAGACGAGAGGGCAUAUAUUGAUAUCUUUCUGUCAACCCGUUGUGAGUUCAGUAUUGUAGGCCCGGAGUUCACAAAAAAUGGAUGGGGAUUUGCAUUUCCUCGCGAUUCGCCUUUAGCAGUUGAUUUUUCAACUGCCAUUCUGAAACUGUCCGAAAACGGGGAACUGCAGCGAAUCCACGACAAAUGGUUGAGGGGAAGCGCUUGCAGUUUACAAGGUGCAAAGCUUGAAGUGGACCGCCUUCAACUUAGAAGCUUUUCAGGCCUCUUUCUUAUGUGUGGAUUAGCCUGCUUGCUUGCUCUCUGUGUGUACUUUGUGCUGAUGGUCCGGCAGUUCAGCCGCCAUUACAUCGAGUCCUCGGAAUCUUCUGGUGGAAGCUCGCGAUUGGCACGUCUCCAGACAUUCCUCUCGUUCAUCGAUGAAAAGGAAGAAGAAGUCAAGAAGAGGUCAAAGAGAAGGCAGCUGGAGAGCGGUUUGGAUCGCAGCAAUAGGGGGGAUGAAUCAACAGAUAAUUCCAACAUAAGUAGUAGUAAAAUAGAAAUGAACUCAAGCACAAGUCUUAGUUCUGGUUCCAGAAUUUAGUCUGCAUCUCUCUGAGGCCUGAACCACAACAGUUACCAUACAUAUUAGUCAUGGGUUUCAGACAAACUAUAUAUAUAUAUAUAUGUAUUAACAGAAAUCAUGUUGGUCCUUCGUAAUCUGUACCUGGAUAGUUCAGCGUAAUACACUGAUAGAAUACCAGAUAGCAAGUUCAACAGCAAUCAA